AUGGAUUCCAUCAACUCAGAGUCAGAUUUCAGUGAUAAUGAAUUUCAGUCAGUACAUUCUAUUCCAUGUUCGGCCUCACCGGAGCAGGAAUUUUCCGAUAACCUGGCCAAGGAUGAAACGGGAGGGAAAUGUCAAGUUGGAAACAAAGCAGCAAGAAGGUGUGACCUUAUGUUGGAUUCUCUGAAAGAGAGUAUGUCUGCAAUCAAAGCAUGUUUUCAAGAUUUAUGGAUGAAGUACUGUGGUCGUUAUAGCGAUACGGGAACAACAAGAGCUUACCAUGUUUGGCCUGGGAAUAAUGUGUUUUUCUUCCAUGGACGACUAGUCUGUGGUCCGGAUCCUAGAGGGUUAAUAAUCACAACUGUUUCUAUAAUACUCUCAAGUUGGAUUUUUGCUGUUUACAGUGUAGAUGAUCUGGCUAAUAAAUCCACUCUCAUAGUCACCUUCUCCUUCGUUUUGACAAUUAUUGUUAGUCUUAAUUCGAUGCAGGUCCUCAUCAACAUGAUUCUAGUUAGUACAACUGAUCCGGGAAUUAUUCCUAGAAACGAUCCUGCAUUUGCUGACGAAGUUGGUACAAGUAACGCAACCAGAAGGAAGAGGGUUAUUGUCAAUGGAGUAGAACUUAAACUAAGAUUUUGUCGAAUUUGUAAGAUUUUUAGGCCGCCUAGGAGCUGUCACUGUGCUGUUUGUGACAAUUGCGUCGAGAGAUUCGAUCAUCAUUGCGGCCAAUGUAUAGCCCUGAGAAACUAUAGAUUUUAUCUGGCGUUUGUAAUGUCGAGCCUUGUUUACUUUAUCUACACAUUUGCCUUCUCUUGCUGGAGAAUCCACCAAAGAAUGCUCAAAACUAGGACUGGAUUGCUCGGAAUGCUGAAGGAAUGCCCCGAAACACUGGCACUUGUGUGCUUUAAUUUUGCUGCUAUUUGGUUCCUUGGCGGCCUUGCAAUCUAUCAUACCUAUCUGAUUGUGAUAAAUCAGACGGCUUACGAGAAUUUCAGGCAAUUCUAUAUCAGUUCUAGAAAUCCAUUUGAUAGAGGAGUGUUGAGCAAUAUUAAAGAGGUAUUGUUUGCUCUGCUACCGCGCUCUAGAGUUGAUUUUCAGGCUGAAGUAAGACCAGGCUCCCAGCAUAAUUGAAAGUAUGAGCUCUGGUGGUGAAGUAGACAAUUAGUGAUAAUUCAGGUUGGUCAAAUGUGUUAUUUGCGUUUGCUAUUAGAGUUUUGAGUAAUUUUUGCAAAUUCUAGAACAUAUGCAGUGCAGUUAAGCAUUUACAACA
Molecule: messenger RNA, 1267 nt
Organism: Tripterygium wilfordii
Lineage: Eukaryota; Viridiplantae; Streptophyta; Magnoliopsida; Celastrales; Celastraceae
Product: probable protein S-acyltransferase 7
Exons: 5
Coding region: 1-1128 (375 amino acids)
Biological process (GO): protein targeting to membrane; peptidyl-L-cysteine S-palmitoylation
Cellular component (GO): Golgi apparatus; endoplasmic reticulum
Molecular function (GO): protein-cysteine S-palmitoyltransferase activity
Source: RefSeq, a predicted model, not a curated record